AGACAGACAGACAGGCAGACAGACAUAAUAUACAUACAUACAUACAUACAUACAUAUGCUAAUAUACACUUUGUCUUCUAUUCAUCGCUUCCCUUUCUCUUACGCAACAUAAUCGAACACACAUACACACGCGCUACGGAGUGCACAUGUAUCAAUUAUAUUACCCUUAGAAAAUAUAUAUCGUAUAUAUCUGACUCAUCCUCAAGACAACAAAAACCUUCCUCUUCCCUCUCUUCAUCUCUCUCUCUUUCUCUCUCUCACUCUCUCUCUCUCUCUCUCUCUCUCUCUCUCUCUCUCUCUCUCUCUCUCUCUCUCUCUCUCUCUCUCUCUCUCUCUCUUUCUCCCACUACAAUCUGCAUCUUUCAGCUUAAUCGGUAUUUCGAUUUCUGUAAAUCAUGUGCAACGCUGGUGAAUAACGUUUAUUUUUCAUCACAAACAAAAUUUCUUUAAAUGUUUACAAGCCAAUGACUAUCAACAACAGCUACUGAAAAGAAGGGAAAAGGAAAAAAAAAACAAACAGUAGGAAAAAAAGAAACAAGAAAAAAAAAGAAAAGAACAGGAAUAUAUAUAUAUAUAUAUAUAUAUAUACCAAUUUUGGCCAUUUAAUCUAUGAAAUUCGUCUGGUAAAUUUCUUUCACCGACGGAAUAUCUGAUUUCUCAAGAAUUCGCUAACCACAAGAAUGGUAUCUUAAAUAUGGUUGUUGAUCAAUUUUCCUUGUAAAAAAAAAUUAUAAUUUACUAAGGAUGGCAGUUCCAAAGCCGAAACAUUGUCAGCACUCGUUGGAAGACAAGAAGGAGAAACAGUUGUAGGCUUUUGGACAAAAAUCAACAGAGAAAAUGCCUGAAUCUGCCGAAGGUGACUGGUCUUUAAUUGAAGCCGCCAGAGAUGGACGUCUUUCAAAUGUUCAAGAGUUGUUGGAAAGCAAAUGUGCUAAUUAUAUCCACCGUGACCAAUCAGGUCGGACACCUUUACAUUAUGCUGCUGAAAAUGGUAACCUACAGAUAUUGUGUUUGCUCAUUGAAGCUAAUUUUGAUAUAAACGCUAAAGAUAACCAAGGUCAGACACCUUUGCACAUAGCUUGCCACUAUCGACAAUUGGAAAUAGCAACUUGCCUGAUCGCUCUAGGCUGUGAUGUUAAUACGUGCGACAUUCAACACAACACACCACUGCACCGUGCCACACGCUCAAAUCUCGAUCAGUUGGUAUCUGUGCUUUGUGAAUGUGGUGCGUCAGUGAAUGCUCUUAACUGCUGUCAAUGGUCACCAUUAUAUGAAGCUAUUCGAAUUGGUAAUGAAACCAUAAUAUCUUGCCUGCUUGACUAUGGCGCUGACAUCAACUUAAUACAAAGAAACAACAUGUCACCUUUCCUUACAGCAAUAUUUUACCACCGAAUUGCAUCGCGGAAUAGCUACAACAUAAGUUCGAUUCUGAAAUCUUUCAUUCAAUACGGCAGUCUUCUGAGUCACAGUGACGGUGUCUGGUCCCAUUUAUCAGCUGCUGUUUCCAUUGAUCAGACGGACGUUGGUAUCAUACUUAUUCUAAACGGAUGUCGCAUUGAAAAGCGUGGACGUUACAGUCGCAGUCUUCUAGUUGAUAUGUUUGAUCGGUGUGAAACCCGAUUAGUGAAACUUUACGUUUUAGCCGGAUAUCCGGUGACUUGGGAUGAAAUUGAUCAAUGUUCACGUCGUGUACCCAGCUUCUCUCGUUCAUUUAUGAGACUCGUCCAACCGGGUUCGGACAUUUCAAGUGCCAGACGACACCUUCUCGACUGGUUACGUAAACGUAUUAAAACACCUUGUACACUCAGUGAAAUGUGUCGAACCUCAAUUCGUUCUAAAUUAAAUGAAGUCAGUGGAGACACAAACAUCAACCCAUUCAUUGAGCGGUUGCCAUUACCUAAAUCUAUCAAAGCCUAUAUAAGUAUGUCCGAUUGGAUCUCAGAAAACUUGUCUUGAUAAUAUUAAUAGAAAUUUCUGUGGACUCAGCUCAAGGCGAGAUUUUGUAGGAAUGGAAUUUAGUCUAUUAAAUUGACUACUGUAUAUUACUGGUGCUUAUUUUAUGAAACCAGAGGUGAUGAGUAAAAAAAUAAAGUUGCCACCUGUGGAAUCUGAGGUCAAAAACAAGAAGCGCUGCACUAAAUACUAUAAAACAUUUAUUUCGGCGUUAUACUGUUUGUGCUAACAUAACGGAUGUAAAAUAUUCAUGCAAUGACAACAGCAUGACCAUAAUUUAAUCGAUGUGAAUAUUAAGUUUUAUUUUUGUAUGGAUAUAUAUUUAUACUUAUGCUUGUGUUUUUGACAGUAUUUUCAUUUCAUUUACUGAUUUUGGUUUACCUCGACGAUUGCGUCAGCAAAAUAAAACAAAUAUGUUGGGAAAAGAAA
Messenger RNA from Octopus sinensis (East Asian common octopus), 2382 nucleotides. RefSeq names its product putative ankyrin repeat protein RF_0381. Lineage: Eukaryota; Metazoa; Mollusca; Cephalopoda; Octopoda; Octopodidae. Gene Ontology annotation, molecular function: protein binding. The record is from RefSeq and is a predicted model, not a curated record. Bases 838 to 1956 code for a protein of 372 amino acids. The transcript is spliced from 2 exons. Gene Ontology annotation, biological process: intracellular signal transduction.